Molecule: messenger RNA, 1071 nt
Organism: Prosopis cineraria
Lineage: Eukaryota; Viridiplantae; Streptophyta; Magnoliopsida; Fabales; Fabaceae
Product: peptidyl-prolyl cis-trans isomerase CYP19-4
Exons: 7
Coding region: 94-708 (204 amino acids)
Biological process (GO): protein peptidyl-prolyl isomerization; protein folding
Cellular component (GO): intracellular membrane-bounded organelle
Molecular function (GO): peptidyl-prolyl cis-trans isomerase activity
Source: RefSeq, a predicted model, not a curated record
AGGAAAAUUAGGAAACUACCAUUUCUUCGUUCUCGCUUCUCAGCCUUACUCGCGGAGCUAGUCGGCGAACUAGAAGGUCUGGAAACCUUAGGGAUGGCGAAAACGACGUCGUUGCUGCUCGGGACACUGGUCCUCUUUGGCACUGUCGCUCUCAUCCAGGCGAAGAAGUCGAAGGAGGAUUUGAAAGAGGUGACACACAAGGUUUAUUUCGACGUCGAGAUUGACGGAAAGCCUGCUGGUCGUAUUGUAAUGGGUCUUUAUGGGAAGACAGUUCCAAAAACUGCAGAAAACUUUCGAGCUCUUUGCACAGGGGAGAAAGGAACUGGAAAAAGUGGAAAGCCUCUGCAUUUCAAGGGCAGUUCAUUCCACAGGAUUAUUCCCAGCUUUAUGAUCCAAGGAGGUGAUUUUACCCAUGGCAACGGAAUGGGCGGGGAGUCAAUCUAUGGAGAGAAGUUUGCUGAUGAGAACUUCAAGCUAAAGCAUACUGGACCAGGAAUUCUAUCAAUGGCAAAUGCUGGUCCUGAUACCAAUGGUUCGCAAUUCUUCAUUACAACUGUGACAACUACCUGGUUGGAUGGAAGGCACGUGGUGUUUGGAAAAGUGCUUUCCGGAAUGGAUGUAGUGUACAAGGUGGAGGCUGAAGGAAGGCAAAGUGGCACUCCCAAGAGCAAGGUCGUCAUUGCUGAUAGCGGUGAACUCCCAUUAUAAAUGCACUUUCUAUUUUUCAACCAACAUCUUUCCAAAUGAUCCAUUUUCCUUUAUUACUGCAUCUACGGAACUUUUAUAUAAAACGUUUAGUAAGUUACUAAUAGAUCAGCCUUUGUGAAGUAGACUCAGUAAAAGGGCCUUAGCUUAUGAAACGACAAAAAAGUGGCCUUGGUGAUGAGCAGCAAAUGCUUCUCUCAGAAGGUGAGUGCAUUGCAUGUUGGAAAUUGACGCUGCAUUGUAUAACCUGUAGUUUGGCUGUAGAGUUUGGGUGUCCAAACCCAGAUUUCGAAGCGCAGAGCUGGUUGGGCAUUUCCCUCAUGUGUUGGAUGACCUUUUAAGUGAAAUUGGCUUCUGUUUUCUUAA